AUGCGCACCCCGCACCGUCCUCACGGCAGUCACCACGACCCGGUGCGCACCCCACGCCGUCCUCCUGAUAGUCACCAUGACCCGCUGCGCACCCGCGCCGUCCUCACAGCAGUCCCCACAACCCAGUGCGCACCCUGCGCCGUCCUCCCCAUAGUCACCAUGACCCACUGCGCACCCCACGCCGUCCUCCCGAUAGUCACCACGACCCGGUGCCCACCCGCGCCGUCCUCACAGCAGUCACCACGACCCGGUGCCCACCCGCGCCGUCCUCACAGCAGUCCCCACAACCCGGUGCGCACCCCGCGCCGUCCUCCCCAUAGUCACCAUGACCCACUGCGCACCCCACGCCGUCCUCCCGAUAGUCACCACGACCCGGUGCCCACCCGCGCCGUCCUCGCAGCAGUCCCCACAACCCGAUUUCAGCAGCUGCUCCAGGAGCGCACCCACUGCAGCCCUGCUGCGGGAGUGGCUCCGCAGGGAGAGUGUACAGGCCUUGAUCCUGGGACUUACUGCUGGCUCCGUGCCCCAGAGGCCAAGGCCGGCAUGCGGCCCCUCUGCAGUUCCAACCUUAGUCUGCAUCGUCGAGUUCACACUGGAAAUAAACCAUUUAAAUGUAAGGAAUGUGGGAAAACUUUUGGACUCAAUACCCAUCUUCUUCUUCACCAGAGAAUUCAUACUGGAGAAAAACCUUUUGGGUGUAGUGAAUGUGGGAAGGCUUUUAGUCGAAGCUCAACUCUCAUUCAACAUCGUAGAAUUCACACUGGAGAGAGGCCCCAUGGAUGUACUCAGUGUGGGAAGGCCUUUAGCCGAAGUUCAAGCCUUAUUCAACAUCAGAGAAUUCACACUGGGGAGAAACCCCAUAAAUGCAGUCAGUGCGGGAAGGCCUUCAGUCAAAGCUCAAGUCUUUUUCUCCAUAAUAGGAUUCACACAGGAGAGAAACCCUAUGUAUGUAAUGAAUGUGGCAGAGCCUUCGGUUUUAACUCUCACCUUACUGAACACCUGAGGAUUCACACUGGAGAAAAACCCUAUGUUUGUAAUGAGUGUGGCAAAGCCUUUAGUCGGAGUUCAACUCUUGUCCAACAUCGGAGGGUUCACACUGGAGAGAAACCCUAUCAGUGCAUCGAGUGUGGGAAAGCAUUCAGUCAGAGCUCACAACUCGCCUUACACCAGAGGGUUCACACUGGAGAGAAACCCUAUGAAUGUGGUGAUUGUGGGAAAGCCUUCAGCCGGAGAUCAACCCUUACCCAGCAUAAGAGGAUCCAUGCUGGAUUCCCCACUGGAGAGAAGCCUUGUGACUGCAGAAAAUGUGGCCCAGCCUUUGUUCAUGGCUCCAGCUUUGUGCUACAUGGCCCAACCCACAUUGGAGAGAAGUGGUGUAUGUGCAAUGAAUAUGGAAGUGCCUUUAGCCACAGCACAAACCUUGUUCUGUGCUGGAACAUUCACACUGGGGAGAAAUCCUUUGCAUGUGAUCCAUGUGGAAAAAGUUUCAGGCCACCUCAGAGGCCACCUAACAUCAGAAAAUUCAUGCUGGGAAAAGCCCUGAAAAUGCCAUGA
Orycteropus afer afer is the source of this 1554-nucleotide messenger RNA. NCBI's taxonomy places the organism in Eukaryota, Metazoa, Chordata, Mammalia, Tubulidentata, Orycteropodidae. The record is from RefSeq and is a predicted model, not a curated record.